AUGGCAAUCCUCUCCGUUGUUGUGAUAGCACUCGCUUUUUACAGAGCUGCAGCUCAGCAGCAGGAAUGUGCAGAUCCGAAUGCAAACCCGACAUCCACCCCUUGCAUUAUGGGCGUAUGUCCUACCGGGCAAACCUGCAUACAGUCACCGAGAGGAGAAAUGUGCUGUGAUUCCACAAAAGUUACCAGUGUGACCCAACCACCCACGGCUGCUCCUACACCCACAUGCCGUGAUUUCGUUCAUCCAGUAACGGGUAUUUCGGACUGCCCACAAAAGGCAUACCUUUGCGAAAAUGCCUUAUACAAGCAGGUUAUGGCAGAACAAUGUCCACGAACGUGCAAUAAGUGCUCAGGUUGUCAAGACUUCGUCCAUCCAAGAACUGGGGUAUCAGAGUGUCCAUCAAAACGUGCGCUAUGCACCAAUGCGUUAUAUGUACAGUUGAUGAGAGAACAGUGUCCAAAAACAUGUGGCUACUGCGUAUAA
This is a messenger RNA of Cylicocyclus nassatus, 483 nucleotides long. The record is from the annotation of a GenBank genome assembly. NCBI's taxonomy places the organism in Eukaryota, Metazoa, Nematoda, Chromadorea, Rhabditida, Strongylidae.